This is a messenger RNA of Colletotrichum godetiae, 1647 nucleotides long. RefSeq names its product cytochrome P450 4A12A. Lineage: Eukaryota; Fungi; Ascomycota; Sordariomycetes; Glomerellales; Glomerellaceae. Gene Ontology annotation, molecular function: oxidoreductase activity, acting on paired donors, with incorporation or reduction of molecular oxygen; monooxygenase activity; iron ion binding. Bases 1 to 1647 code for a protein of 548 amino acids. The record is from RefSeq and is a predicted model, not a curated record. The transcript is spliced from 3 exons.
AUGAGCGUACCCUGGCGCGGAGUAUCUGUCAGCUCGGCAGCAAUCGCCGUACUAUUGGCUCUGCGACAGCCAGUAUUCUCUAGAUGUCACCUCCUAGUCGCAUUCGUGGGCGCUUUUGCCUUCCAGAUGCUGGCAUGGGGCAUCUUUGUCGUCUUCUUGUUCCCCCAGUACUUUUCGUCUUUGCGCUCGCUUCCGGGGCCCAAAGGUGAUCACUGGUUGAUGGGACAGUACCCGAGGAUCAUGCGCGAGCCGACUGGAGUGCCCAUGAUUGACUGGAUCAACAACAUCCCUCACGAAGGCAUCAUUCGCUACCGCGGCUUGUUCAACCAGGAGCGCCUCUUGAUUACGUCGCCCAAGGCCCUCGCUGAGGUGCUCGUCACCCACAACUACGACUUCCACAAGCCUGGCGCCGUCCGCUCGUCCAUCGGCCGCAUCCUCGGCGUUGGGGUGUUGCUAGCCGAGGGCGACGAUCACAGGGUCCAGCGCAAGAACCUCAUGCCAGCCUUCGCCUUCCGUCACGUCAAGGACCUGUACCCGCUCUUCUGGAGCAAGGCGUGCGAGGGCGUCCAGGCCAUCACCGAUGCCGCUGCGCUGGGUCCCAACACCGCCGUCCUGGAGAUUGGCAACUGGGCAUCGCGCACCACGCUUGACAUCAUCGGUAUGGCUGGCAUGGGCCGCGACUUUGGUGCCAUCCGCGACCCGGCGAACCCCCUGAACCAGACCUACCAGCACGUCUUCAAGCCGAGUCGUCAGGCGCAGGUCCUCGCAGUCCUCGGCCUCCUCCUCCCCGGUUCCCUCGUCCACCACCUUCCCCUGCAGCGCAACGGCGACAUCGCAAAGGCCGCCAACACCAUCCGCGCCACCUGCCGCGAGCUCAUCCGCGAGAAGAAGGAGAAGCUGGAGCGCAAGCAGCUCACCGACAUUGACAUCCUGUCCGUAGCACUCGAGUCCGGCUGCUUCACCGAGGACAACCUCGUCGACCAGAUGAUGACCUUCCUCGCCGCGGGCCACGAGACCACGGCCUCGGCCAUGAUGUGGGCCAUCUACUGCCUCUGCCUCAACCCAGAAGUCCAGUCCCGUCUCCGCCUCGAGAUCCGCGAACGCCUCCCAACACCCGGCACGCCAGGCGACAUCACAGCCCUCGACAUCGACCACAUGCCCUACCUCAACGCCGUUUGCAACGAGGUCCUGCGCUACUACUCCCCGGUCCCCAUGACCCUCCGCGAAGCCGCCGUCGACACCGUCAUCGACGGCAACAAAGUCCCCAAGGGCACGCGCAUCAUGCUCUGCCCGUGGGCCACCAACAAGGACGCCUCGCUCUGGGGCGCCGACGCGGGCCGCUUCAACCCGGAGAGGUGGCUUCCCUCGCGCGAGGGCGAUGCGGAGAGCAAGAAGGCGGCCAACAGCGGCGGCGCGACGAGCAACUACGCCUUCAUGACGUUCCUCCACGGGCCGCGCAGCUGUAUCGGGCAAGGGUUCGCAAAGGCCGAGUUCGCCUGUAUCCUCGCCUCGUGGAUCGGGCGGUUCGAGUUCAGCCUCAAGAAUAAGGAGGAGUACGACGAGAAGAACAUGACUAUCAAGGGCGGCGUCACGGCGCGUCCGUCAAAGGGCUUGCACGUGUACGUCAAGGUCGUGGAUGGCUGGUGA